CAGUCCCUUACCGUUCUCGGCCAAUCAGCGCGGAGGAAGUUUUGUUUCCGGGAGAGUUUGGUGAUGUGGCUCUGCUGCCUGGAAAUCCAUCCGAGGAAAUAUUAGCAAAUACAGAAAGCACAAACAUCCACCAAGAAGCACUCUUACAGUGCCAUCCUAAUGCUGAGCCGCCUGGCUACAGUCCUCCAGGAGCUCUCUGGAGAGGAGGGCCAAGAUGGAAACACACAGCAGGGCGAGCUCACACCUCAGCCUCCUGCCGACGGGGGCCAAGCACCUGCAGAGUCAGAGGUGCCUGAGGAGGUCACGGAGCGCCUGGCCCAGCUGGAGCAGCUGGUGGUGCAGCUGAAGGAGCUCAUCCGGAACAAGGACACUCAGCUGGGCCAGAAGGACAUUGAGCUGGCGAGCAAAGAUGCUCUGCUUAAGAAUGAAAGGGAGGCGGGUGAUGCUCGCUUUAAUAAACUCAAACUGCAGGCCAAAGCCAAGAUGGUUGCGCUUAAUAAACAGAUUGCUGAAUUGAAGGGACAAGAAGGAGCAAUAAGCCCCGACAUCUCUUUCUCAAGAGAUGUGGCUGGAGAGAGUGAUGUGCAGGAUCUCCAGAGCAAGCUGAGUGAGGAGGUGGCCAACAGCAACAAGCUGCUAGGCCGACUUGAAGCCGCUGAGAAACUGCUGGUGGAGAAGGAAGCCGCUCAUGCUGAGCAGAUGAAACUCCUACAGGCUGUUGUGUGUGAGAAAGAUGUGCGUUUCCAGGAGCAGAUUCAGAAACAUGAAGAAGAGCUGCUGGCGGCCACGACACAAUCGUCUGAGGACGGGGAUAUACAGCAGGUUCAAGACGCGCUGCAUGUAGCACAGCGUCGUUGUGAGGAACUCGAGGAGGCCUUGAAAUCACGCUCGCAAGUGCUGGAAAUGCUGCAGCAGGAAGUCAGCAGUGCAGAUCAGCAAAAACAGAUUCUGACGGCUCAAUUCCGACAAAUGGAGGUGGAACUGGCCGAGGCCGUCAAACUGAGGGAAGAGCAGAGGCAGGAAUGGGCCCAACGGUCCAGCGAAGCCGAAGCGGCCCUCGAGGAGGCUAAGCGAGAGAGAGCUGAGGCUGAGGCACGGCAUGAGAGCGAGCUGACCUCCGUGAGAGACGCAUUUAACAUGAGCCUGGAGAAGGAGAAGGCUGAGGUUGUCAAGUUGGAGACAGAGAUGGCUUUAACGAAAGGGGCCAUCCAAGCGUGCCAGGAAACCUCAGAGAGAGACAAGUUAGAAAUAGCUCGCCUCGAAAGAGAGCUUACGUCUUCAAGAGAGGCUGAGUCACAAGUCAUCCAGGCCACUCAGAGCAGCCUGGAAGAGACAAAAUCUCAAGUAGGCAAACUAGAGCGAGAGCUAGCUUCUCUUCUAGAAGAGCAGGAGGAGGCCCAGAAAAAGAGUGAGAUCUUGGCGGAAGUUUGGAAGCACUUGCAACCUCUCGCCUUGCAGGAAGUACAACCAUUCGAGAAUAUUACAGACCUUUCUGCGAUUGUGGACACCGUGUUGUCCAUUGAGACACAAGUCACCAGGCUGAAGGAUGAACGCUGUGAGAGUGAGCAGCGCUGUACUGAGCUCACAAACACCAUGGAGGACCUGCAGGAACAACUGGACAGGAGCACCAGUGAGAAGGGGGAAGCCAAGAUUCUGCAGCUGGAGUGGCCACAUGACCCGCCUCCUGAAAUGGUUUCACAGGACACACAAGCUUCUGAAGCUGGAAAAGCGACCAUCUGGGAACUGGAGCAGCAACUUUUAGAAAAAGACAACGAACUGAUCGCCUUGCAAGAAUUACUCCGGCUGGCCCAAGAACGUUCCACAAGUGUCGAUACAACAUCUGAAAAUGUCAAUGAGAGCAAAGAUGGCGACACCAAAAAUAACGCUGCAACACCUCCUGACUCCCUGGAGGACACCCAAGAAGAGGAGACCACCUUGGUCGCAGAGGACAUGUCAGUCCUCUCCAUUUCUGCUGACAAUGAGAGCAGCCCGGAGCUUAUUGAACAUCACGACUCCCCUGAGGAAUCCAAAGGGACUUCCUCUGAUGAGAUGGUCACCAGCAACAGCAGCUGGACCCUUCUAGAAGCUGUCAACCAGGAUGGACGCCAAGAGUGGCCGUCCAUUAUGCAGGACUUUGGCCACAUGCAGUCAUGGGAGACCACAAGUAUGGAGCAGGAAACCUCCACAACUUCAGUCACACCCUCCUCCAUUAUAAUCCAAGAGACGGUUGAGGUUCACGAGACUCGGGAGGGUGCCUCUACAUUAGAUGCUCCUUCAGGCCAGGUCUUUGCUCACACUGUGACUGAGGAGUUCCAGAAGAGGUACAGUGAACUUUUAGCUGAACUGCAAACCCUCAGGGAGGGGGCUGCAGAGUCCCAGGAGAAAAUUACGAAUCUGGAGGAAGAAAUGCACAGGCUCACUGCUGAUAAGGAGCAGGUCGAGUCUCAGGCAAGUGACUUUGCAGAGGAGCUCAAGUGUGCCAGAGAAGAGCUGCUAAGUGUUUCCCAGCAAAGCAGCUCAGUGGCAGAGAAGCACAGUGCUGACAUCUUCCUUCUAGAAGAACAAAUUAACAUUUUGAGCAGUGACGGUAGCGCCAAGGAGCAGAAGAUCCAGGCUCUCCAGGCAGACUUGGAAGUGGCUCACCAAGACCUUUCUGAGCAGGAGAGCCAGGCCCGCAUGCUCAGCUCACAGCUGGAGGACAAAGAGCUCCUAUCUUUGGAGCUGGAGAGGAAGCUUCAAGAUAUGGAGAGCAGCAUGUUGGAACAGUCACAGAUAUCGGCGCUUGACAACGACUCUUUAUCAAAGAAGGACUCUGAGAUUUGUGACCUGCAGCUUCGCCUCAGCCAGAAAGAGCAGCAGAUCACUGAGCUUAACUACAGCAUGUCUGCAAAACUUCACCAAGCAGAAGAAGAGCGAGUCUUAUUCGACUGUGAAGUCAUUAAACUGAAGGAGCAGCUUGUAGGACUUCAGAAGUCGCGGGAGGAGAUAUCUGCUCCAGUGGAUGAGGAACUAGCGAUUGUACGUCAGGCCAAAGAGGAGCUGGAAACUCAGCUGGCGAACACAAGAAAGAAGUUGCAGGUCGCCCUCGUGCAACGUAAAGAGCUCAUGAAGAAGGUCGCUGAUCUGGAGAUGGAGGUGAAGAACACAACUGAAAAAGAGGAUUCAUCAGAAACUGCUGCAAAUAUUCCAGAAGUAGAGAAGUCUUCAGUGGAGGACAUGGAGGCUAAACUGUUGGAGCUGGAGCAAGCAUUGAGCGCCAAAGACGAAGUAAUUGAGAGCCUGGAGUGCACGAUUAGCCAACGGAGACGGCUUCUUGCCGAAACACGUGGCGAGCGAGCUGAAACCACUUGUGAGUCUAACACGCCAUCUGACAAUAGCUCGUUACAAUCCCAAGUGGCCUCUCUGGAAGUGGAGUGCGAAACACUGCAGAAGAAAGUCCUGGAGGCCCAAGAGUCUCGUAAGGAGAGCAUCCGCAAAGCCAAAGAGAAAGACAGACACCAUCGGGAUCAGCUGAAGCAGCACAAGGAGGAAUAUGGUGAGCUCUUGGAGCGUUUUGAGGUGCAGAGUGGCGAGCAUGAGGUUCUCCUCAUGAAACUGAGGGAAUUGGAAGAUAAAAUGAAUCCGCAGGAGGAGGAGCUGACACCUCAAGAGAGCGAGGACGCGGUUACGCACUUAGAGAAGGCCACAGCUAAUGACUGGGUCCAAGAGGACUGGGUGGAUUUUGCAGGAUCUGAGACCGAUUCAGUGCAACCAUCUUCUGGUGAUCAGCAAAAUCAACCAUCUGAGCAGCCUGAGGUCUUGUCCCCUCGAACGGAGGAAACCAUGAAAGCUCUUGGAGAAGAGAUCCUGAGUGUGCGAAUGGAGAACUCGGAGCUGGAGAAUAAGCUUCAGGAAGCACAGACUACUUUGUCCCAGAAGGAGACGGAACUACGGGAGGUUAGCAAGGAGCUGACAGCGCUACGUGAAAAUGAAAGACAGAUUGAAGUCCUCUCAGCAGAAAUGACUGAUCUCAGAGAGAAGUACCAGCAAGCAGAGUACUGUGCGGAGGUCUUGAAGGCAGAAGCUGCUGCCGCUGCAGCAUCUUCCCAGUCUGCGAGCUCCAUUGCAGCACUUCAAGCGGAAGUGGAGGACUUUAAAAAAUUCCUCAAUGACAAGAACACAGAGAUCACGGCGCUCAGCCAGCAACUUUGUGAGCAGAACGCCCUCAUACAUUCAAUGCAGGACACAGUGGACCACAAAGAUGGACUUAUAGCCUCCUUAGGAGAGGAGCUUAAAGCUGAACAGAAGAAAAGCAAGAAGGUGGAGGUUGAGGAGGACAAGGACAGUGAGGCAAAGACUCAGCAGCUUCAGCGGAAGCUUCAGGCGGCGUUGAUCUCUCGCAAGGAGGUGCUCAAAGAGAACAAAACUCAGAAGGAACAGCUAGCCUCAAGUGAAACUCUCCUUGCUGAACUGCAGCAGAAGAUGCAGGUGGCGGAAGAUGAGCUGGAGAAACUCAGAGCCGAACGCACAAAGCUGAUUGAUGAGGUGGACCGUAUGUUGCUAGAAAAUCAAAGCUUGGGCUCUUCUUGUGAGAGCCUCAAACUGGCCAUGGAUGCCAUAGCGAGCGAGAAGGACGCGUGUAAAAGAGAGGGCGAGUUGGCCAAAGAGGAGGCAUCCAGGAUGUGCAGCGAAUGGGAGGAGAAGGUCCGCAGCAUGAAGGAAGAGUACGAAACCCUACUCCGCUCCUACGAGAACGUGAGCGACGAGGCGGAGCGUGUGAGGCGAGUCCUGGAGGCCGCCAGGCAAGAGAGAAAGGAGCUCGCGGCCAAGGUGAGGUCCAUCGAGGCCGCCAAACAGGAAGCGGAAAGGCAGGCAGAGGAGGCUCGGAAGGAGGUGGAGUCGGUGAAAGACAAAAUGAGGAAGUUUGUCAAAGCGAAGCAGCAAAAGAUCCUGGAGCUGGAGGAGGAGACCGAAAGACUUCGAGAGGGGCAGGAAAACACGGGCGCAAAAUCAGAGGGUGACGCUCAAAGUGAAGACGUUAAAAGACUUCAGGUUGAGAUGCAGACUUUGAAAGCAGAGUUGGACGCACGGGUGAUGGAAAGAGACUGCUUAGCACAAGAGAUUGAACAGCUGAAGGAACAACUUGACCAAAUGGAAAGAAAAGAUGCUGAUCCUCGUCCCUCUGCCAAAGUUGGAGAGGAGGUUCAGCACCCAGAGACCAAAAUCACUGAGGCCAAAGAAACGUGUCCCCUCGGAGAGAAUCCAGAUGACCGAAUACGUUCAAAGUCGUCACCAAAUGCUGAACCUCCAGAGGAACAAAAAGUUCUAUUAGAGACCAAAAUUAGAGAGCUGGAGGCAGCUCUUCAUUCAGAGAGGGAACUCUGGCAGAAACAAGAAGCUGAACUCAAGGCUGGACUGGCCUCUCUUGAGCGAGAUCUCCAGGAGACCAAUGAUAAGGCGGGCCUUAUAGCCUCCCUGGAAAACUGUCUGCAAGAGAGCCAAGAGAGAGAAAACUGUCUGAUGGAGGAGGGCUCCAAACGAGAUGCACAGUACAAGGAGCUCCUCAGAAGCCUUGAAAGUGAGAAGGACAACCUGGAGGAGCGACUGAUGAACCAGUUGGCCCAACUUAACGGUAGCAUUGCAGGCUACCAGCAGGAGGCGGCCGACAACCGGGAGCUACUUGCUCAACUUAAGCAGGAGGUGGAUCGCUUGGAGAGGGAGCGGGGCGACCUUGAAGCCGAGGCCCGAGCCCAGACGGACCGAGCGGCCCAACUGGAGGAGGACAUGAGGCAAGCCCAGAGGCAGAGAGCUGAGGCUGAAGCAGGAACAGGGAAGCAGAGAGAGCUGGAACAACAGCUUAGGUCUGCACAAAGGGUCAAAGAAGGCAGCCAGAGCAGAGCACGUCAGCUGGAGGAACUCUUGAGGGAGAAGCAGAUGGAGGUCCGCCAGCUCCAGAGGGACUCCAUCCAGUACCAAGAAAGGAUCAGCGAGUUGGGAAAGGAGGCCAAGGCACUGCAGCUGGGCCAUAGUGAGCUCAACAAAAACCUACAGCGGUCCCAAGAUGAGACUUCCAAAACCAAGGAUGACCUCAGACGUUUCGAGGCAGAGUUGGUGAGCUGUAAAUCAGACUUAGGUGAGGCCAAGAAACAGUUAAACCAGGUCAUGGCUGAGAAAACAACUUUGGAACAGAGUGUCCAACAGAAAGAAGCUCUGUUGAAAGCCGAGGCAGAGCAGACCCUGGACUCUGUGAGAUUCAGGCUUGGUGCAGAGCUGAAGGAGAUGGAGCUCAGACUGGAAGAGGCGUACAACGACAGAGAGAAGGAAGAAGAAGCCACGUUGGAGGCCAGGGAGACAGCAGAGGCGGCUGAGAGGCGAGCACAGGAGAUGCAGGCCCAUCGGGACGAGUCCCUCGCAAGGCUGGCCGCCUUCUCGCGCUGCAUGUCGUCACUGCAGGACGACCGGGACAGGGUUCUGGAUGAGGCCCGGCAGUGGGAGACUCGCUUUAAUGAUGCGCUGCAUGGCAAGGAGGCUGAGGUUCGGGAGGCUGAAAGCAGGGCCAAGGAGCUGCUGGAGAACCUCCAGAAAGAAUCUUCUCUAAAACAGGAACUCCAGCUCUCGGUUGACAGAUUACAGGAAGCAGACAAGGAGUUGCAGCUGAAACUGGAAGAAGCAGAAAAGAACUUAAACGAGAGCCGAGCAGAAGCGGAAAGGCAGCGAGCCGGGCUACUCCAAACGACGGCUGAGUUGCAGGCUGUGCAGAGCGAAGCCCGGCUGCUGAAGAACGAGGUGGACAGCCACAACUUGAGGGCCCGUGCUCUGGAGGAGGCCGUGGCUCAGCUGCAGGAGGAAGUCGGCCGAGCCAGGGCGGAGCUGAGGGAGCGGGAGACGGAUGAGAGACGUCUGUGUUUCACCUUGGAGCAACUGGAGGCUGACCUCCAUGCCUCCAAGGCCUUGACGGAGAGUCUGCAAGCUGAGUUACAUGAGAAGGAGAAGAGGGAAGUGGAGAUGCUGGAUGAGAAGGAGCAAGCUGUUGUACAGGCUGCAGAGGAGGCACGUAAGGAGGCAGACGGCAGGGCACGGGAGGCCGAGGAGGAGCUGGAGCAGAGACGAGGAGAACUGCGAGAUGCGGAGGAAGAAUUGCGAAGGGCCAAGGAGGAGAGCAACACCUGUAGUGCCAAACUGGGCUCCUUCACAAAGGCCAUGGGCUCCUUGCAGGAUGACCGAGACCGAGUCCUCAGCAUGUACAAGCAGCUGGAGGAGAAACACCUGCAGGUCAUGAUGGACAAGGAUGAUGUGAUCCAGGAGGCGGCAAGGGAGAGCAACAGCCUCAAGGAGGAGCUGCGCUCUCUGCUGGUCCAGAGAGAUGACCUUUACGCAGAAAAGGGCAAACUUUCUGCUCAGCUCCAUGGCUAUCGAGAUGAACUCCAGCAAGUUCUCAGCUUAAAGGACUCUCAGCACAAGCAGCUCCUAGCAGCACAGCGAGAGCGCAUUGCAUCCCUAGAAAAGGAGCGUGACGGCUUGGAGAGCACGUUGAGGACCACUGCUGAGGUAGAGGCUGUCAAAACGGAGCAGGAGACCCCGUUACAAGCGGUCGAUGCUCCAGGAGCUGAAGUUGAGAAGCUAAGGGAGCAGUUGGAGGCCACCAGAGUGCAAGCACAAGCUCUGGAGGAGAAGCUUCUAGAGGAGCGGCAGGAGCGAGAGAUAAAGACCAAAGAACUCUCCGAUCUGCGCUGGGAGGGAGGUGUGAUGCGCACCGAGUCCGAGAGCGCUCAGGAGAGGGUGGCAGAGCUGGCCCGUGACCUGCUGGCCGUCGAGCAGAAGCUCCUACAGGAAAAGGAGGCCGCGGACCAGCUAAGGGCAGAGAACCAGUCGUUUGGUAAGGCCAUGGCAUCGCUUCAGGACAGCAGGGACCAGGCGGAAAACAAAGCCCAAGAGCUCAGGAUCAAGUUGGAGGAGGUGAGAAAAGCUGGAAGCCCUGGAAGCGCCGCUGGAGAAGUGUGGAGCCUGAAGAACGCACUGCAAGCUCUGCAGAAUGACCGCGAGAGACUGCUGGAGCAGCUUCAAGCACAGACAUCAGAGCUGAAGACGCACAAGUCCGAGCUGGCUCGUCUGGGAGCAGGAGAGCUGAUCAAAGUCAGCCAGGAGCUGUUUGAGGAGAAGAACAAGAACCAAGCCAUGGUGGGUGCCAUCAGGCAGCUGGAGAACAUGGUGGAGGUGGACAAGCAGGAAAUAGAGAUGCUCAGACUGGAGCGUGUGGACUGGAUGGCUCAGGCAGAGCAACUUAAGCAGCAGACGCUCAGCGCGCUCUCAGAACGUGACCAGCAGCUGCGGCAGCUCGCCGCCAUGUUGGAGGAGGCCCGCGCACACACGCCCAAACUCCAGCAAGAACACUACCAGAGAGAGGCAUCACAGGAAGUAGACAGCGCUCCUGGAGCUCCUCAGGAGAAGAGUGACCGCCAGGAGGUGCACGCCUCCAGGUCCGACAUCUUAGAACUGCAGCAGAGGCUGGACGAGGAGACGCAGCAGAGGCUGGCUGCAGAGGAGCAGCUCAUGGAGGCACAGGAUCGACUUAGGCGGUACAAGGAGGAGAGGAGGAGCCAAGCGGAACGAGGGGAUCACUCCGAGACGGCCGUUUUCAUCGAGCCGCCAGAAGGAAGCGUCACCCGGACGCGUAGAGGUGGCACCGGCGUGCUCCGGGCACUGCGAGCGGGCGUGUGCUGGCGUCGCCGCACACCGCUGAUGCUGAGCGUCUACUUGCUGAGCGUGCACGUGCUGCUGCUGCUGUGCAUGGGUGGCUUCCUGUGAGGGAGAUGGAGGACGGGACCUUGCGAAACAUUGCACUUUACGGGACUUGCGCUUGCAUAACACACUUGCCAGUUUGUUAGGAAUAGGGCCAACUUGCUGCGGCUUGGGUGUACCUAAUAAACUGGCAAGUGAGUGUUGAUGUGUAGGGGGGGGCUGCUGUUUGUUUUCAAGGUUUUAACCUUUGACAUAAAGGGACAAGGUUUGUCCGUAAAAGAAUAUCCACAUAUUUAUGUAUGGAAUGGUGAGAGGUUUACUUCCUGUUGUGAUCACAUGCACAAAAACUCAGUAUGGUGCAAUUCAUUCCUUCAACAUUCCCCUCAUGUAAAUCACAUUAGGAUGAUAUUUAUGCAUAUAAACUUCUUCCUUACCACCUAUUCCACGUAAUAUCCAUCCCAUUAUGAACUACGGUACUGUAAAUUUAGUCUAAUUUAUUGCUAAUCUUUUUCUGCUUUAAAUGCACCAUAAACCACACUUUUAACUGUAUAUAACCAUUCUAAAGGGCUGCAAUGAAAAAACAUGAAAUGAAAGUGCAAGUGGUUUCUAGUCAAUAAUUGCUCCUAAAUGUUACUUCACUACAAAAAUAUCUCGGCGGGGUAAAAUAGCACAUUUAAAUCAAUGUCACCUUCAAGAGUUUUGAAUUAAAUAUUUUUAGUGUGAACUAAAGUGUGCUUUGACUAUUUUUUGUUUGUUUCACCUCAAGUGAAAGAUAGAAAAUAAUAUACAGUAGUCCCUCAUUUAUAGAGGUUAAUUGGCUCCAGGCCCAACGCGAUAAGUGGAAUAUUUUCGUUGUCCCAAUAGUCACUUGUAGCUCCUAUUCUAUGUUUACCUCACAUUGCCGCAGGCUACAGGAUCACUGCAGGGGCAUAACAGAGGGCUAGCGAGCUAACCAGUUAGCUUCUCCAAUUUACUUGUUCUAAAGUUAAGUGUUUCAAAAGGAAGAAGUACAAGGAAGCCAAAAAUAUUGCGUGAGCAUAGCAAGCUAGGGAGCUAACUAGUUAGCCUGUCCAAUUUACUUGUUCUAAACUUGAGCCAAGUGUUUCCAUCCAUUUUCCAUGCCGCUUCUCAUUUGGGUCGCGGGGGUAUGCUGGAGCCUAUCCCAGCUGACUUCGGGCGACAGGCAGGGUACACCCUACACUGGUCGCGAAGAAGUACAAGGAAGCCAAAAACAUUCCACUAGCAAAGCAAGCUAGCGAACUAACUAGUUAGCCUCUCCAAUUUACUUGUUCUAAAAUUAAUUGUUUCAAAAGGAAGAAGGGCAAGGAAGCCAAAAACAUAGUGUUUGCACACGAAAUGAGAGGUAAACCUUUUUUCACUCGAUCUCAGCCUUCGGCUGGGCUCUCCAGUGUGAAAGGUAAUUAACGUCAUGUCUCAUAACAUCAAUGAUGCCCAGUGACUUGUUUUUCAAUAUAUUUUUCAUGAAACACCGAUCAUUUAUGUAAAAGACAACGAGAUAUAGAGAGGACUCGUACAGCAUUCGAAUUGUGAUGUAGCGAGGUAUUCAAGAUUCAAGAUUCAAGAGAGUUUUAUUGUCAUGUGCAUGGUAAAACAGCAGUUAUACCAUGCAAUGAAAAUCUUAUUCUGUUCAUUCUCCCAAGAAAAGAAAGAAAACACAAGAAAGAAUAAGAACAGAAGAAACAUAAACACAUAAACAUAUAUACCAAUAAAUUAAGCAACAAAAACAGAAGAGACAUUAAUACACCCGCGACCCUAAUGAGGAUGAAGCGGUAUAGAAAAUGGAUGGAUGGAUGGACAUUAAUACAAAUAAAUAAUACAAAUAAAUAAAUAAAGUGCUAUGAGUGUGUGCUUGUGUUGCGUGUGGCGUGUGUGAGUGCUUCGUUGAGAAGCCUGAUGGCCUGUGGGUAAAAGCUGUUUGCCAGCCUUGUGGUCCUGGACUUCAAACUCCUGUAGCGUCUGCCUGACGGUAGGAGUGUGAAUAAUGAGUGUUGUGGAUGUGUGCUGUCCUUGAUGAGGUUGUGUGUUCUGCAUAGGACUCUAGU
This is a messenger RNA of Dunckerocampus dactyliophorus (ringed pipefish), 10781 nucleotides long. It is a transcript of the gene golgb1, whose product is annotated as golgin B1. The transcript has 17 exons. Lineage: Eukaryota; Metazoa; Chordata; Actinopteri; Syngnathiformes; Syngnathidae. The coding region runs from base 160 to 8784 and encodes 2874 amino acids. Gene Ontology annotation, cellular component: endoplasmic reticulum-Golgi intermediate compartment; membrane; Golgi apparatus. The record is from RefSeq and is a predicted model, not a curated record.